UCCUCUACUUCACAAUACGCGUAUCCGGCAUAUCGGGACAUAACUUGGUACUGUCUAUUAGAGAAUCUAUAAAAGCAAGUGUCUACGGGUCGAACUGACCAUUUAUAACGUUCGGUCCUGUGGUCCCGGGAAAUUUUUUUUUAAAUUUCAAAUCGUUAUGAUACCCUAAUUUUUCUUUCUUUUUUAAAUUUUAAAUAAUUGACGAAAUAAAAAAAAAUUUAAUGUGUGAUUUUUUUUGUAAUUAAUAUGGAUAAUUAUAAGAUUACGAUAUCAUUGUUCGUCUUACUGGCGGUACACAACUGCCGGGCAGUAUUAACCAACAAUACCGGUAAAAAGAAUGCGGAAAUAGAACCGGGAAAGAUAAAAACAAAUUUCAAGACAAUAAAAAUUGCUCAAGAUAGAAUAAGUAGUUUUCCUCAUGAUAAAUUUAGUUUGCCUAAAUUUAAUUAUGAUAUCAAUUAUAAUUUAGCGUCGUCGGAGUUUGGAAAUUAUAGACCAAAGAAAUUCGCACCAAGAUUAGAAUUAUCGACAUUGAAUAGUUUGCCAUUUUCAUCAACGAAUGUGCAUAAUUUAUUCCGCAAACCGGGGCCUUCCUACACAUUACCGAGUUUCUCUUUACCCGGAUCACGUCAUCCAGGAUUUAAUUCAUGGCGAACAGGAUUUAAAUCGCCUCACACUCCAACGAUACCAAUAUCUCUAGAAGCAUACGGGCCGCCAAAUAAGCCAGCAUUGCCGUCUUUUUCAAUCGGAUCUUCAUCAUUUAUACAAAACUCAAAUCAUCAUCACGGAUCAUUUGGAAGCACACAAAAUGGAUUUUUUGCUAAUGAUUUAGGUCAAUUAUCAUCUCAAUCUGGUAUACAUGCGCCGCCAACUCAACCAGAUAUUAAAUACGACGGAUGGCAACCAAUUGCCGGUAAUAUUGCACCGCCGAAUUUCCAUGAUUCUGGUAAAAAUGCACCACCGAAUUUCCAUAACUCUGGUAAUAUUGUGCCGCCAAAUUUCCAUGACUCAGGAUCAUCGCCGACGAAUAGUGGAUCUUCAAAUGCAAUCUUAAACCCAGAAUUUGUAUCAGGACCAAGUAAUUCUUAUGGUGAACCAAUUUACGAUGUAGAAGAUCACGAUUUGAAACAAUCUGUUAGACAACGUGAUGAAUUGGCUUUACCACCACCGCCAUUACCAGAAACUGAACCUUUCCAUGUUCAAGGACAACCACAAACAAGUUUACCAUCAAAUCAUGCUCCGGAACCUGUAGGGCCCGCACCAGAACCUACAAGACAUGCACCAGGACCUGCUCCAGGACCACAUCCACCAAUAAAUGUACAAGAACAAGUUGAUUCUUAUCUUGUACCUCCACCUUCAUCGUUUUCUUCUGACGGACCUUAUCCAUCUGCCCGAAGACCUCUUCCACCGCCAAAACCUGAGUUUGGGUUCAUAAGACCUCCUAAUUUCUCACGUAGCCCUGCAAGAUCUCAAGGUCCAUCUCAACCAACGAAACUAUUUGCCGUGAGUUUAACGCCACCCCGUGCUUGGGCGCCAGUUCAAUUCCGUCAAGCUGACACUCAAUCAAAUCCAACCAAUAAUUUCGGAUCAUACGGUGAAGCCUCAGAGUUUUAUAAUAAUUACAACGUACUAUCGCAAAAUUUCCCUCAAGACAGUGCAAAUUGUAUUGAUAAGCCUCAUCAAGGCUUAUCUGAUUCAGACGUUUCAAUGAGUUAUAACCAGAUUGUCGUUAGUGAGGACUCUCGUGCUAACAAAAUAACAACUGACUCGGAGUCUGGUUUGACCGGAUUAGAUGGAUCAGAAAAUAACAACUACGACGGAGGAUUAAAUGAUGAGGAUGAACGAUCGGUGAUAGCUAACAAUCAAGUAGAACCGGCUAUCGGACAGUCAUCAGCUCUCGGUGCAGGUACCAUAGAUUAUGGUCAGUUGGAGAGUUUAACUUCCAGUAACAUCAAUCACCAGUUUAAAUCCGAAGCUCUGGCGCAAACCCUUCCUGCGGCAAAUGACGCUGAUGGUUUUCAGAUACAAGGUUCCAAAGGUGUUUACACACUUCAAAUUCAGCCCGCCGAUGGCAGUCACGGCACUGAAAAUUCCGAUGGUUCAAUCAGACACGAUCAAGUUUUAUCCGAUGGACUUUUACAAAAUAUUUUAGCGGCCAUUGAACAGCCUGGUGAUAAUAAUCAUUCAGGCGGCCAAUCAAUCUAUCAGCCACAAAUAUCCGGAAGUUUUGAUCUUAAUGAGUCGUCGUCAUCUUCUGUUUUAUCAACUGUCGCUGACCACCUCGCGCAAAUUAAGUCGACAGAUAACAAAGAUAUCGUUCCUUUGACUGAUAAAAGUGAAGCCGCGCUAUUUAGUGACAAAAUUCUUAAAAUAUAAAUAAAUAUUGAUAAUGAUAUCGAUUAAAUGAUGAUUAAGUAUUAUUCUAUAUAUUUUGGUUGUAAUUUAUGCGUGGAAUUUGAGGAACUUUGUUUUGAGGUUUAAAUUAUAAAGUAAAAAUAUGGUAAUUGUUAGAAUGGAGAGAACACUGGCGAUUCAGGUCAAUGGGACAUAUACUUCGACAGUGGCAUUACAUUUGUGAAAUGGAACUCAAGUGUCGCUGUCCCCUAUGCCAUAUUCAAGAGAUGAAGUGUAUAUGUAUGAUAGCCAAGGUGAAAGUUCAGUCAACUGGAUAAUACCACUUUCUUCUACGCACUCGAAUUGAGAAACCUUGAUAUUAAUUCUGUAGUCUGUAACUUUUCAUACCAACACAAUACUUAUGAUAUUAAUAUAUUUAAAAACCAAUUACGGUUUUUUUUAUCAUUUAUUUAUUUAUUUUUUUAUUAAAUAAUACUUUUCAUGUAAUUUUACUUGACAUUUAAAUUGUUCAUUCAAUAAAAAUAUUUAAUACUUUCUAUAAUAAAUU
This is a messenger RNA of Microplitis demolitor, 2902 nucleotides long. RefSeq lists its product as uncharacterized. The transcript has 2 exons. The record is from RefSeq and is a predicted model, not a curated record. Bases 247 to 2376 code for a protein of 709 amino acids. Lineage: Eukaryota; Metazoa; Arthropoda; Insecta; Hymenoptera; Braconidae.